This is a messenger RNA of Helicoverpa armigera (cotton bollworm), 1695 nucleotides long. RefSeq lists its product as uncharacterized. The record is from RefSeq and is a predicted model, not a curated record. The transcript has 4 exons. Bases 1 to 1695 code for a protein of 564 amino acids. Lineage: Eukaryota; Metazoa; Arthropoda; Insecta; Lepidoptera; Noctuidae.
AUGCAGGCUUCUCCACAAUUGAAGGGCGCGUAUAACAGUGUCAUCCUCGAAUAUUUAGAAAAAGGUUACAUCUCACCUACAGAUUCUGUGUCUUCGGAAGUUUCGUACUUCAUUCCGCAUCAUGGUGUGAUCCGCGAUGACAAGAUCACUACCAAGCUUCGUGUCGUUCUCGAUGAUAUUCGUCAAAUGUUUCUCAGCAUCGGAAUCCGAGAAUCGGAUCGUCGUUUCCAACGCAUUUUGUAUCGUUUUUCGCCGAAAGAACCUUUAAAGGUUUAUGAGUUCAAUCGUGUCGUUUUUGGACUCAAGUCUAGUCCUCUUCAUGCUCUGCGCACUAUAAAGCAGUUGGCGGAGGAUGAGGGUGAUUCUUACCCUCAAGCUAAGGAAAUUGUAGCUACAGGUCUGUAUAUGGACGAUUUUGUCUAUUCCGUUUCCUCGGAGGACCAAGGCAUUUCCACCGCCUCGGAAAUGAUAGGUCUCAUGAAAGCUGGUCAAUUUGAAUUAGUCAAAUGGACCAGUAAUUCUCAAGUUGUACUAGAUUCGAUUCCUCCUUCUCAUCGCCUGCCGGCUGUCAAAGAAUUUGACGAGUUUGACCAACAUAAAGUACUCGGCUUGUGUUGGUCACCUACUUCAGACCAUUUCAGCAUGAAGGUGAAUACUCCAGCUAACCAUUGUACCAAGCGCACAAUACUGUCGUGUGUCGCUAAAAUAUGGGAUGUCAUGGGAUUCGUCGCGCCUGUCGUCCUGUAUGCUAAACUUCUCAUCAAACAGCUCUGGCUGUGCGAUUGUGACUGGGAUGAUACCCCACCUGAAGAUAUUGUCAGGCUGUGGACUCGCUUUAAAGAAGAGCUACCAGUGCUCAGUCGUAUGAAAAUCCCACGUCACCUAGGUAUUGUCGCCGAUAGUGUCGUCACUAUCUUAGCUUUCGCGGACGCUAGUGAAAAGGCAUAUGGUGGAGUUAUUUACUUCCAUGUUCAAAAUAGCGAUGGUAAUACUGUCAACUUGUUAACUGCUAAAUCGAAAGUUUCUCCUAAGAAAGUAGUUUCUCUCGCUCGUCUUGAGCUAUGUGCUAUACUUGUGCUAGCUCAACUCAUAAAAAAUGUCGUUGUCGCUUGUCAAAACCGCGUUGUUAUUCGUAAUAUAUUCGCAUUUUCGGACUCUACGGUCGCACUCUGUUGGGUACAUUCGUCGCCCCAUCGGUGGAACACCUUUGUGGCUAACAGAGUAUCUAAAAUACAUAAUGACUUAUCUUCACAAAAUUUGUAUCACGUGUCCGGUACAGACAAUCCCGCUGAUUGUCUCUCACGCGGACUCACACCUUCUCAAAUUAUUGAUCAUCCGCUUUGGUUCACUGGUCCUCGGUGGACUCACUUGGAUGUCUCACAGUGGCCUGUCGUUCCCUUCAAUCCCUCUUCAGUGUCCGAAGCACCUGAAGAGAAGAAACAUUCGUUAUAUCGCAUGUCAGCGUCGGAUUACGACUUCGCUGAAUUACUCGUUCUUCGCCAACUUCAAACCCAUUAUUUCUCCGCUGAGAUCGUCAGACUCGGGCAAGGCAAGGAUUGUAGUCCUUUUAUUCGACACUUGAAACCGUUCCUCAAAGACGGACUCAUUAGAGUCGGAGGCCGUCUAAGUAACUCUGAUUUGAAUUAUGAUAGGAAGUAUCCCUUCUUGCUUCCAAAACUGUUCCUUGUCACUUAG